Molecule: messenger RNA, 712 nt
Organism: Vavraia culicis subsp. floridensis
Lineage: Eukaryota; Fungi; Microsporidia; Pleistophoridae
Exons: 1
Coding region: 1-699 (232 amino acids)
Biological process (GO): endoplasmic reticulum to Golgi vesicle-mediated transport; protein retention in ER lumen
Cellular component (GO): endoplasmic reticulum; cis-Golgi network; membrane
Molecular function (GO): ER lumen protein retrieval receptor activity
Source: RefSeq, a predicted model, not a curated record
AUGGAUUUCGGCAAAUUACUUUAUUCUCUCUUCCGAUUCACAGGUGAUAUCGUACAUCUGUACACCAUGAUCAUUCUGUUCAAGAAAAUACGUGAGACCAAGUCGGUGAGUGGCCUUAGCCUGAAAACGCAGUUUUUGUAUCUCGUCGUGUUUAUGGCGCGGUACUUAGAUCUGUUCCAUUUUUGGUUCAGCUCCCUUCUUGAUGUGUACAAUUUCAUAAUGAAGGUCGUUUACAUUUCCUUGCAAUCUCUGCUCAUCUACAUGAUACGUUACAAGUACUUCUACUCAUAUGAUGUGUUCUUGGACACCUUCAAUGUGUACAACCUUGUGGUGCCGUGUGCCGUGCUCUCGGUGUUUCUCAAGACGAGCACGUACGGUCUGACAGACUACUUCGUUGAGUUCCUGUAUACCUUCUCGAUUCUGCUGGAGAGUGUUGCCAUUCUUCCACAGCUUAUACAGCUGCAGGAGAGCGGAGAGGCCGAGACCCUUACCUCACAGUAUAUUUUCUUCCUCGGUCUGUACAGACUGUUCUAUGUCAUGAACUGGAUCGUUAAACUGUGCUUUGGUUUCCGUGUUAAUCACCUGCUCCUUGCCACGGGUGUAAUACAAACCCUGCUCUACGCAGAUUUCUUCGUUAUUUAUUACAAAUACGUCUUCAUGAAGAAGGGAAAUGAGCGGCUACCAAAGACAAGUAAGUAAAGCAUUUUAAGAA